Rhinichthys klamathensis goyatoka is the source of this 3688-nucleotide messenger RNA. RefSeq lists its product as uncharacterized. Gene Ontology annotation, molecular function: methyltransferase activity; 2-oxoglutarate-dependent dioxygenase activity; carbonate dehydratase activity. Gene Ontology annotation, cellular component: plasma membrane. The record is from RefSeq and is a predicted model, not a curated record. The coding region runs from base 16 to 3597 and encodes 1193 amino acids. Lineage: Eukaryota; Metazoa; Chordata; Actinopteri; Cypriniformes; Leuciscidae. The transcript is spliced from 20 exons.
AAAAGAUAAGUGAUAAUGGGAUCACAUGCGUUUAAUCGGAAUGUCGCCGAGUGGAUGAAACCCAUGAAAGUGACACACCCACAGCAGAUGGCUGUCUUGCUGGUAACUCUCCUUGCUGCUCUUCUGUGUCCCUCCGUCCACAGCGCGGACUCUGCAGUGGCAUGGUGCUAUCACAAGCCAACAUGCAAUUUUGCCACCUGGCCCCAAAUUGCUCCACAAUCCUGCAGUGGAUCCAGGCAAUCUCCCAUUGAUAUCAAAACUAGAAUUGUUAAGGGAAAUGCUAACCUGACCUCAUUCAACUUCACUGGUUUUGAUGACAACUCCACCUUCAUGUCAAUCGCUAACUCAGGCGACUCUGUGGUGGUCAACCUGGAUGAUGAUAAAAUGACAGUGCAAGGAGGUGAUCUUCCAGGUCUGUACAACACUAAACAAUUCCAUCUCCACUGGGGUAACGGCAGCUCCUCGCCUGGCUCCGAACACACUGUGGAUGGCAAACAAUACCCAAUGGAGCUGCACAUUGUGAAUGUCCAUUCAAAAUACAACGGGAGUUUGGCAGCUGCUCUGGCUGCUAAAGACAGCACAGGAUUGGCUGUUCUUGGUUUCUUUAUUGAGGGAACCAAUGAACAAAACAAAACAAAAAGUUGGGAUAUCCUAACAUCCUUUUUGAAACAGAUCCCUUCUUCAGGUGAUACAACAGUAGACAUCAUGAAUCAAAUCACAAUGGACAGUCUGCUUGAAGGGGUGAACAUGACUGAAUAUUACCGGUACCAAGGCUCUCUUACCACACCCAACUGCAAUGAAGUUGUGAUUUGGACUGUGUUCAAGGAUCCCAUCAAAGUCAGUCAGGACUUGAUCAACCGCUUCAGCACAACUACCUUUUUCAAAGCAAGCCCUCCAGUUCUGACGACCAACAACUUCAGAGGAGUUCAGCCCUUGAAUGGCAGAGUUGUGACAUCACAGCGCUCCACAGCACCUUCUUCUGCGGCCACAUCCACUAUAUCUAUCAUCACAGUUCUUCUCUUGUCACGUUUGUGUUGGCUCAGCGGCUUGGACGACGAGAGGAUCAAGGCUUGUUAUCGGUUGGGGGCGAAUGCAGUCGAUCCGAGGGAACUUCCAGAUCUUUCCGGUCUGGACUGGAGAAAGGCGCUCUCCACCUGUCUCGAAAGCUUCAUCCCUUGGCACGCCGUAUCCCAACCAGAUCUUCAAGCCAUCAAGCCUGCCAUCAGGUCAGUCUAUGGGCGUCAAGUGCUGAUGUCCAGCCAGGCAGAUCCACUGCUAAAGGCCGCACGAGCCACCAAGAAGACCGCCCAGGGUCCAGAGCCUCGUCCCGCCGAGACCGCCCAGGGUCCAGAGCCUCGUCCAGCCGAGACCGCCCAGGGUCCAGAGCCUCGUCCCGCCGAGACCGCCCAGGGUCCAGAGCCUCGUCCAGCCAAGACCGCCCAGGGUCCAGAGCCUCGUCCAGCCGAGACCGCCCAGGGUCCAGAGCCUCGUCCCGCCGAGACCGCCCAGGGUCCAGAGCCUCGUCCCGCCGAGACCGCCCAGGGUCCAGAGCCUCGUCCCGCCGAGACCGCCCAGGGUCCAGAGCCUCGUCCAGCCGAGACCGCCCAGGGUCCAGAGCCUCGUCCAGCCGAGACCGCCCAGGGUCCAGAGCCUCGUCCAGCCGAGACCGCCCAGGGUCCAGAGCCUCGUCCAGCCGAGACCGCCCAGGGUCCAGAGCCUCGUCCAGCCGAGACCGCCCAGGGUCCAGAGCCUCGUCCAGCCGAGACCGCCCAGGGUCCAGAGCCUCGUCCAGCCGAGACCGCCCAGGGUCCAGAGCCUCGUCCAGCCGAGACCGCCCAGGGUCCAGAGCCUCGUCCAGCCGAGACCGCCCAGGGUCCAGAGCCUCGUCCACCCGAGACCGCCCAGGGUCCAGAGCCUCGUCCAGCCGAGACCGCCCAGGGUCCAGAGCCUUCACCGCUGGUCCCGUCUAGCACAGAGCCGCUCAUGAAACAGAGACUGUUCACGUCCUGUCUGCCCAGCCUGUUCCAAAGCAUGUCCCAGUCCCUGCCCCAGAGCCUUCGGUCCCAAAGCCGCAAUGGUGGUCUGUGUCAGUGUGGGUCCACGCGAGACACACACCCCUCAGUGGCCCUGGGCGAUAACUUCAGCACAGCCAUGGUCAGUCACUGGGACAGCACACAGCACUCCUCCGUACAGCCCACAGACGCCUAUGGAGAGCUGGAGUUUGCUGGGGCCGGCAAGAGACACAGCUAUACCAAAGAGAUGAUCGUGGACUUUAGAAAGAAGGCAGUUCGGUACCUCCCCCUCUCUAUCAAUGAUCAGGUUGUUGAGAGGGUCCCCUCCUUCUGUUUCUUGGGUACCACCAUACAUCAGUCCCUCUCAUGGGACCUGAACAUCAGUCUCAUUGUGAAUAAAGCCCAUCAGAGACUUUAUUUCCUCCGUCAGUUGAGGAAAUUUGGGGUUAGUCAGGAAGGCAUGACUCAUUUCUACCGAGCCGUCAUAGAGAGCGUGCUGACCUUCUCUAUCCUGUCCUGGUACGGUAACUCGACCAGUCAGGAUAAGCAACAGCUUGAGAAAGUAGUGCUUAGGGCCUCUAAGAUCACUGGCUGCAGGAAGAGGUCUUGUAUAGGAGCUAUGGGACACUUCGGCAUGCAACAACAGACCCGAAGACGCCUUUCUCCGACCUCCGAGGUCACCGGAGACCUAAAUCUAGGAAUCGCAAUCAGAAACUGCAACUUUAAGCAAGGACGUAGCUUAGACCUUAGUGAAGGGUAUAACUGCUAUCUUUGUAACUAUGUUACAACCUGGCCCAAAUCUGCUCCACAAUCCUGCAAUGGAUCCAUCCAAUCUCCCAUUGAUAUCAAUACUACAAGUGUUCUGGAAAAUGCUAACCUGACCUCAUUCAACUUCACUGGUUUUGAUGACAACUCCACCUUAAUGUCAAUGGUUAACACAGGAGACUCUGUGGUGGUCACCCUGACCAAUGCUAAAAUGACAGUGCAAGGAGGUGAUCUUCCAGGUGUGUACAAUUCCACACAAUUAACGUUCCACUGGGGUAACGGCAGCUCCUCGAAUGGCUCUGAACACACUGUGAAUGGCAAACAAUACCCAAUGGAGCUGCAAAUUCUGAAUAUCCAUUCAAAAUACAACGGGAAUUUGACAGCUGCUCUAGCUGCUAAUGACAGCACAGGAUUGGCUGUUCUCAGUUUCUUUAUUGAGGUGAGCAAGACCACAUUUAUUAUAUCCAAAGGGAAGCGUAAUACAACCUCAGCAAUCAUGCCACUGGACAGUCUGCUUGAAGGGGUGAACAGGACUAAAUAUUACCGGUACCGAGGCUCUCUUACCACACCCAACUGCAAUGAAGUUGUGAUUUGGACUGUGUUCAAGGAUCCCAUCAAAGUCAGUCAGGACUUGAUCAACCGCUUCAGCACAACUACCUUUUUCAAAGCAAGCCCUCCAGUUCUGAUGACCAACAACUUCAGAGGAGUUCAGCCCUUGAAUGGCAGAGUUGUGACAUCACAGCGCUCCACAGCACCUUCUUCUGCGGCCACAUCCACUAUAUCUAUCAUCACAGUUCUUCUCUUGUCACGUUUGUUCUAACACCACUGUUUUCUGCAGAGCUGCUUUUUAGCUGAUUACACUUUUUCAUAAUUGAUACCCUGGACCACAAAACCAGUCAUAAGUGUCUUUU